Molecule: messenger RNA, 879 nt
Organism: Gastrolobium bilobum
Lineage: Eukaryota; Viridiplantae; Streptophyta; Magnoliopsida; Fabales; Fabaceae
Product: homeobox protein knotted-1-like 10
Exons: 5
Coding region: 1-879 (292 amino acids)
Biological process (GO): regulation of DNA-templated transcription
Cellular component (GO): nucleus
Molecular function (GO): DNA-binding transcription factor activity, RNA polymerase II-specific; DNA binding
Source: RefSeq, a predicted model, not a curated record
AUGGAAGAUAUUUACAAGUUGAACUCUCUUCUAUCUUCUCCUGAUGAUGUUGUUAACGUUUCUGCUACUACUCCUGUGGCUAAUAACUACCUUCAGCUGAAAGAGCCCGAACCGAAUGUAACCGGGUCAGAUAUGUCGGAUCGGCUUAUCAAGACCCAGAUCGCCACUCAUCCACUUUAUCCAAAUCUACUAUCUGCUUACAUAGAAUGCCACAAGGUUGGAGCACCACCAGAACUGGCGUCUUUUCUUGAAGAAAUAGGCUGUGAAACCCACCCCACGGAUGCUCUUCGUGAUUUAGGAGAUGAUCCUGAGCUUGACGAGUUCAUGGAAUCAUACUGCCAAGUUCUUCAUAGAUACAAAGAGGAGUUGUCCAAGCCCUUCAACGAAGCAACCUUGUUUUUGUGCAAUAUCGAAACACAACUCAACAACCUUUGUAGCGGAACACUAAGAGUGUCAUCGGAUGAGGCAGCUGGGACUUCAGAGGAUGAAUUAAAUUGUGAGAAGGUGGAAGCAGUUGAAGGUUAUGAAUCUUCUGGCACGCGUCCAUGUGAUCAAGAGCUUAAAGAAAUGCUCCUUCGUAAGUAUAGUGGUUAUCUUAGCAGCUUGAGAAAGGAGUUUCUAAAGAAAAGGAAAAAGGGUAAGCUCCCAAAGGAUGCAAGGAUGGCACUUAUGGACUGGUGGAACACCCACUAUAGGUGGCCUUACCCUACGGAAGAGGAGAAAUUCAAACUAUCAGAAAUGACUGGACUUGAUCAAAAGCAGAUCAAUAAUUGGUUCAUCAAUCAGAGGAAACGGCAUUGGAAACCGUUUGAAGAUAAACGAUUUGCCAUUGUGGAGGGUUUAAGUGGCGGCAGCGACAUAGGAGGACCUAUGUAUUAA